AAGAACAGCUGGAUUUAGUGGUGUUCAGCCUAUAAUAGUGCGACCGUCUCGCCGACAUAGACUUCCGGAUUUAAGAUACGUGUACAACAGCAAAAUGGAAAUCCAAAAAUACCUUCCUGAAAGCAUAAAGAAGCUUCCAACUCAUAUGGAUUUUGUUGGACAGAAGAAAGCAGAGAAGAUGUUCCAGAUUAUUAUCAUCACAUUUGCUACUGUAGGCUUUAUAUGGGGUUACAUAUGUCAGCAGUUCUCACAGACAAUGUACAUACUUAUAGCUGGUUUUGUUAUAUCUUGCCUGUUAACAUUACCACCAUGGUCGAUGUUUAGAAACAGUCCUUUAAACUGGCAAAAAUCUCGAACUGAGGCAGAAGAAAUUGGCAGUACAUCCACACCACAGUCAUCACAAAAAUCAAAGAAAAAGAAAUAAAGUGCAAUAACACUCUUACAGCAUUUUCAAACUAUUUUUUGUAAAUUCUUACUUUUGGUAAUGGAUUUUUUUUGUGUAUUUGGUAUAAAUCUCUUGUCAGUUAUUUUUCUGUUUAAUAUUGUAAUGCUUUGUUAAUAGACCAAUUUGUAUUGUUAUAAAAGACGCUAAUUUGAAGCAGUUCACUCUAUAUGUGAAUGGCUGGUUUGAUUUGAGUUCAGUAGUUGAACCAUGUAUAAGUAGAUAUAUUUGCAUUACUGUUAUGCUGUACCUCGUCCAUAUUGAUGGAAAGUAAAAUUAUCUAAAAUACCUUUCUAAAAGAAAAAUUGCUGUUGAGUCUAGAAAAUUUAGUAAAAAUGCACAAAAUUCGCACAAAAAAUGUCAAAAUGUGCAUGAUAAAUAAUGACUGCCUGUGAAACAUCAAAGUUUAGCGGAGAGACUGUACAUGAAAAGGACUAGAGACUGUACAUGAGGACUAUAUUUGCUACAGUUCUAGUAAAAUGACUGUUAAUAUAUUACCUUUUAUCAGUAUAUUAUGAAUCAUGGUAAGUAACUGUUCUUAUGAGAAAGGUCUCCGGGUAUUUUUUCUCCAUAAUAACACCCCAUCUUUGGAAAUAUAACAUCCCCGGGUGCAUUAAUAAGGGAAUAUAUGGUAUGUAGUAAAAUUACAUUUAAGCCUAUGCUAAAGACCAUCUCCAAACAGAGACCAGACUAUCUGGCUUUAAUGACUUCUGGCAUUGUUUCAUAUUUUAAUACUUGCCGUGUAUUUUAACCGGCAAUUUAGACCACCUGCCAAUAAAAGCCAAUUUUUGUGUCUCCUAAAGGUGGUCUUUAUUUGAGUUUUACUGUUAGUAGUUGCAUUUUUUACUACUGAAGUAUACCUGGUGGAAAUGUUUUCCAACUCUUGUAUGCCUUUUACUUAGCAGCUUGAGAGAGGUACAUGUACUCAAGUUUUAAGAAAAUAUAUGUUAGUUGCCUUUAUGCCCCAGUCACACAUACGGCGCAGAUAGCUACGUCUAGCCACGGAUAGAAACGUAGAAAUACGUAUCAGUCUGUACCUGAGCUGUACGGAUUGCUACGGACUGAUACAGGUUACUACUUUAAGGUCAGAUCGUUACGGUUCGAUACGGGUUACUACGUUCCUAUCCGUGGCUAGACGUAGCUAUCCGCGCCGUAUGUGUGACUGAGACAUAAGGGUCUAACAUUUAUUGUAAAAUGUAGGUUUAACUUAAAAACACAUUUCCACUUAUUUAUGUUUGUUUUCACUCCAUAUUCCUAAAUCCUGUUGAAGUAUGGAACUUUCCUAUGGUUCCAUAAUCACAUAGAUGUGAUAAUGAUAAACUCCAGCUCUAAUGACAUAAAAUGUUAUAAAACAGUUUAAGGGCUGUCUUGGAAUGAAUUUUUAUGCCCCCGAAGGGAGGCAUAUAGUUUUUGAACCGUCUGUCUGUCUGUGUCUGUCCACAAUUUUCGUGUCCGGUCCAUAUCUUUGUCAUCGAUGGAUGGAUUUUCAAAUAACUUGGCAUGAAUGUGUACCACAGUAAGACGACGUGCAGUGCGCAAGACCCAGGUCCGUAGCUCAAAGGUCAAGGUCACACUUAGACGUUAAAGGAUAGUGCAUUGAUGGGUGUGUCCGGUCCAUAUCUUUGUCAUCGAUGGAUGGAUUUUAAAAUAACUUGGCAUGAAUGUGUACCACAGUAAGACGACGUGCAGUGCGCAAGACCCAGGUCCGUAGCUCAAAGGUCAAGGUCACACUUAGACGUUAAAGGAUAGUGCAUUGAUGGGCGUGUCCGGUCCAUAUCUUUGUCAUCGAUGGAUGGAUUUUCAAAUAACUUGGCAUGAAUGUGUACCACAAUAAGACGACGUGUCACACGCAAGACCCAGGUCCGUAGCUCAAAGGUCAAGGUCACACUUAGACGUUAAAGAUCAUUUUUCAUGAUAGUGCAUUGAUGGGCAUGUCCGGUCCAUAUCUUUGUCAUUCAUGCAUGGAUUUUAAAAUAACUAUGCAUGAAUGUGUGACACAGUAAGACGAUGUGUCGCGCGCAAGACCCAGGUCUGUAGGUCAAAGGUCCUAAACUCUAACAUCGGCCAUAACUAUUCAUUCAAAGUGCCAUCGGGAACAUGUGUCAUCCUACGGAGACAGCUCUUGUUACCAUUGGUCAUUAUUGAAAAAUGUUUGCAAAUAAGCAAAUCAAGACAUCUGAGUUUUUAUCUAGUCUCAGAACUAGAUUGUGUGCUAUGGAAUUUAGUCAGCAGUCAUUUUUUGUUUAAGAAUAUCAGUAUCUUUUCUGUCAGUACGAGUGUCACUCCAGUUUAAACUGAACAUACAACAGUCACAUUACUGAUGUUUUUGUAACAACAAUUCUCCACUUUUGUAAUUUUACAUGUACCUCAAAAUUGAUGCCUAAAUGUUCAUGGUCAUUUGCUUUGAAAGUUUGUGUUUGUUUGUUUGAUGUGAGAAGCAUAUUUUUACCAUAUUUGCAUUGUAUAUGGCUAAAGAUUUUUUCUAAUGAAAAGGAUAUAUCAGUGUGAAUGGCAUGCUUAAUUUGUAGAACAUAUGAAAGGUGUGUUUAUGUGCCAUAAUCAUCUUUCAAUAACUGAGACAUUUGCUGUAGUCAAAUUCAUAAAGUGGCUGCCACUGUACUGUUCAGUACUGGAGUUUUAUGUGGCAGAUCCCCCUGCUUUACUUUGAUAAGGUUACUUUGUUACAAAACCAUGAUAUCACUUUUAUGGAGAAAAUAGUUGAGCACCCUGCCUCCUGUGACAGCUCUUGUUGAAGGAACCGAUUCAUUUUAAAAUGCUUAACAAUUGUAAGUCUUCUUUCUUAGAAAGAAAGAAAUAUGUAUUUGAUGAACAAUAGCCUUUUACCUGUUUACCUGACUGGACUUUUUUCUAUUUUUUUCUACUAACAGAGGAAAUUACUUCAUUUUACACUUCAUGUAUUCAUUGGUUGGGAGUUCAUUUCUUUUUCAAAAUUACUCAUCUAGCCAAGAAUUCAGUUUUAUUUAUUUGACGAAAACUGAGGUUACAUCAACUCACAUUACAGCAUUCUCCUGGGCCUUGGAUGCCCACAUUAUCUUGUGGUUGUUUUCAUCUCCAACAUUUAUAAUGGAACAGAAAAAAAUCGAUAUUGUUUUUGUUGUUAUAGCAUUGUACAAUAAAAUGAAUGUUAAAAUCUUA
Messenger RNA from Mercenaria mercenaria, 3598 nucleotides. Its product is annotated as signal peptidase complex subunit 1-like. The coding region runs from base 95 to 424 and encodes 109 amino acids. Lineage: Eukaryota; Metazoa; Mollusca; Bivalvia; Venerida; Veneridae. The transcript has 4 exons. Gene Ontology annotation, biological process: protein targeting to ER. Gene Ontology annotation, cellular component: endoplasmic reticulum membrane; signal peptidase complex. The record is from RefSeq and is a predicted model, not a curated record.